Messenger RNA from Drosophila bipectinata, 2335 nucleotides. RefSeq names its product hook microtubule tethering protein (gene hook). Lineage: Eukaryota; Metazoa; Arthropoda; Insecta; Diptera; Drosophilidae. Gene Ontology annotation, biological process: cytoplasmic microtubule organization; cytoskeleton-dependent intracellular transport. The record is from RefSeq and is a predicted model, not a curated record. Gene Ontology annotation, cellular component: cytoplasm; centrosome. Gene Ontology annotation, molecular function: dynein light intermediate chain binding; microtubule binding.
UGCAGUUCGAUGUUUUGUUUUCGGUGCAACAGCUGUGCUUUCUUUUUUUUGUAAAAUUGUGCAUAUUUUUUAUUUGUUUUGUUUUGUUUAGCGUUUCGUUCAGACACGUAAGAUGUCCGCGCCCAAGAACGAGAUGUACUACAGUCUUCUGGAGUGGUUUAAGACCCUCAAUUUGAACGCACCGCACUCAGAUGCUGAAUCUCUGGCUGACGGUGUAGCACUGGCUCAAGCGCUGAAUCAGUUUGCCCCGGAAUCCUUUACGGAUGGUUGGCUAUCCAAGAUAAAGCCAGGAGCCGUGGGUAGCAACUGGCGGCUCCGGAUGAGCAAUUUGAAGAAGGUGGCCCAGUCUGUGUACGACUAUUACAGCGAGGUGCUUAACUACUCCCUUGGGGAUUUUGCCAAACCGGAUGUACAGCGCAUCGCGGAAAAAUGUGAUCUGGGAGAGCUGGAGCGGUUGCUGCAGUUGGUUCUGGGUUGCGCCGUCAACUGUACAAAUAAACAGUCGUACAUCACCGAGAUAAUGAGCCUCGAGGAGGAGCUGCAGGCCAAUAUAAUGCGUGCAUUGCAGGAGUUGGAGUCCACACGCAACGCGUCCUCUUCUCCAGAGGCAGGAGGAGUGGUUGGCUCACUGUCACGCAGUUCUCUCAGUGGAAUACUGGAUGGAAAGGCACUGCAAGAGGAGCGCGAUGCCAUGGCGCAGAAAUGUUUUGAAACUGAGAAGAAGAUGCUCUUGCUUAUCGAUGAAAAGACCAAUCUUCAGCAGGAGCUGCAGAAGUUGCAGCAGGAGGUCUCUCGCAUGGAGCACACCUCCACUGCAAUUGGCGACGAUGGUGUGUCCCUGGGUCCAGUUCAAACUGGAUCUGUGCGCUACAACGAUUUGCGCCGUCAACUGGAUCUGCUCAAAGAGGAGCUUUUGCAAUCGGAGGGUGCCCGGGAGGAUCUCAAGCUAAAAGCCCAUCAGCAGGAAACCGAUUUGCUGCACAUGCAAACGCGCAUCGAUGAAUUAAUGAAAAGCUCUGCUGAGGUGACCACUCUCAAGGACGAAGUCGAUGUGCUCCGGGAGUCUAAUGACAAACUGAAGAUAUGUGAAGCCCAGCUGGACACCUAUAAAAAGAAGCUGGAGGACUACAAUGACCUGAAGAAGCAGGUUAAGAUCUUGGAGGAGCGCAGUGCUGACUAUGUGCAGCAAAACGCCCAGUUCGAGGAGGAUGCCAAGCGAUAUGCCAACACCAAAGGUCAGGUCGAGUUAUUCAAGAAGGAGAUCCAGGACCUGCACGCUAAGCUCGAUAAUGAAAGCAGCAAAAAUGUAAAGCUGGAGUUUGAUAACAAAAACUUGGAGAGCAAGAACCUGGCACUGCAGCGUGCUAAGGAUAGUUUACUCAAAGAACGGGACAAUCUUCGGGAGGUCGUCGACGAGCUCAAGUGCGGCCAGCUGUCCUCUAGCUCUGCAUUGGCUGGUAACACAGUUUCAACAGAGCUACAGCCGUUAGCAACGGUUGAUAAGCUUCAGCGACUAGAAGCGGAAAACAAAGCUCUGCGUGAGGGGCAGGGCGGACAGACUGCGUUGGCGCAACUUCUGGACGAUGCUAAUAAACGGAACGAGCAUUUACGCGAACAGCUAAAGACAGCCAACGAACGAAUCCUCUCGUUGUCGCAUGCCUCCCAAAGUGAUGAUCCUAUCUUCAAAGAGAACGAGUUUGGAAAGCAAAUAAAGCAGCUCAUGGAACUCAAUGAACAAAAGACACUACAACUGGAAGAGGCGGUGACCCAAAGUUCCACGCUGCAGUGUAAGGUGACGCAGCUUGAAACAAAUUUAACAGCACGGGAACAGGAGAUCCUAGCCUAUGAUGCCAAGUACAGAAAAUGCGUUGAGAAGGCCAAGGAGGUGAUCAAGAGCAUUGAUCCGCGAAUAGCUAGUGCCCUCGAUGCUAGUGUCUUGGAAAAGAAUGCUGAAGUUGUGGAGGAGGAGCCCAAGCCAAAAAUGACCGUGAUGGAGGAGCAGCUGAUGACGUCAGCGUUUUACAGAUUGGGUGUGAAUGCCCAGCGGGAUGCUAUUGACUCAAAGCUGGCCAUUCUGAUGGGAUCGGGGCAAACGUUUUUGGCCCGCCAAAGGCAGUCGGCGCCGCGCAAAUCACUAAGUGCAAUGAAAUCAAAGUAGGAAGCUGGAGGACCUGAUGUAUCAGUUAAGGAUGGUUGAGCGAUAGGCUCAUCUUUAAAAAAAUUAUAUAAACAUUAUAUAAUACAAGUAUUUAUUCGUCGUCUACAUGGAAUUAUAUUGUAUUUAUAGGAAAUACCUAAAUAAAAUUAAAAAGAUUAACUAUUUCCAAACGUAAAA